Messenger RNA from Homarus americanus (American lobster), 357 nucleotides. Its product is annotated as tetra-peptide repeat homeobox protein 1-like. The coding region runs from base 1 to 357 and encodes 118 amino acids. NCBI's taxonomy places the organism in Eukaryota, Metazoa, Arthropoda, Malacostraca, Decapoda, Nephropidae. The record is from RefSeq and is a predicted model, not a curated record. The transcript is spliced from 2 exons.
AUGAGCGAUGGCAACCCAAUGGGCCCUGCCAGGGUCUUUGGCGCCCCCAUAGACUCUCCCAUAUGCGGAGGUGCCCCUAAGGGACCCACAGAGUCGGCAGCGCCGCAAGGGCCCUCCAAGAGAAAGCUGCGCCCCAAGGGGCCUUACCAGGGGCCUUUUUAUGGGCAAUUCAACCCCAAGGGCGCUGCCAGGAACAGUGGCGCUUUUAGGGGCCCCUCAAGGGUGGCAGCGCUCCCAAUGGCUGUCCCAGGGGAAGCUGCUAUCCCCGGAGCCCUCCCAGGGGCAGCAGCGCUCCCAGCGGACCUCCCAGGGGCGGUGACGCUCCCAGGGGUCCGCCCAGGGACGGCCGCGCCCUAA